GCUCUAAUCUAGUAGCCACGACCACCGUUCGAGCUUUUGUAUCGCUGUCUUCCCCCAUGUCCCCAACCAAACUGAAGGAACGGAGCUCCGGCUCCUCCGCUCCCAGAUCCACCGCCAAGGAGGAUGCCAUCGCCACCGCCGCCACUAAUUUACCAUCCUCGACUGGAUCUCAGAGGCAAUCGACGGCAGACCCCUCCGCCAUGGUCAAAACGGAAUCAACGACUGGACUUCACCCCUGGGCCCCUAGGCUAGGUGGUGAAGAAGACGGUGAGGAAUCACUGUGCAUGCUGGUUAGGAGGCCCUCACCUAACCUUCGCUUACCACAGAUGUCCGAGCAUUUCACCCUAGCUCUUUCUGUCAUUGAUUAUUUCUUCUGCUUUUUUGACGUUGCUACUCUGUCAUCAAUUAAUUUGCAGGUCUGA
Linum tenue is the source of this 422-nucleotide messenger RNA. NCBI's taxonomy places the organism in Eukaryota, Viridiplantae, Streptophyta, Magnoliopsida, Malpighiales, Linaceae. The record is from the annotation of a GenBank genome assembly.